Olea europaea var. sylvestris is the source of this 1185-nucleotide messenger RNA. Its product is annotated as bidirectional sugar transporter N3-like. The record is from RefSeq and is a predicted model, not a curated record. Gene Ontology annotation, molecular function: sugar transmembrane transporter activity. The coding region runs from base 187 to 1062 and encodes 291 amino acids. Gene Ontology annotation, biological process: carbohydrate transport. NCBI's taxonomy places the organism in Eukaryota, Viridiplantae, Streptophyta, Magnoliopsida, Lamiales, Oleaceae. Gene Ontology annotation, cellular component: membrane. The transcript has 6 exons.
UAAGAGUUAUCAUUUUUUGGUGAAUGAUUUUAUCGUAUGCCACCUACUAUGAUCCUAGUUAUCACGCAACAAAUAUGAGUUUCAUUCUCUCUUUCAUCACCUCAUAUAUAAAUAGUCGCCAUUGAAAUCCCAUUUCGAUACCUUCGCUUACCAUUUGCACGAGGUUGUUCUUCUAUUAUCACAGUGAUGCCUAUUUUUGACCUUCACCACCCGUGGGUGUUUGCAUUUGGUGUCUUAGGUAACAUCGUUUCUGUCUUGGUAUACCUUGCUCCUUUGCCUACAUUCAUACGAAUCUACAGAGAAAAAUCAACAAUGGGAUUCCAAUCUCUACCAUAUGUAGUAGCACUAUUUGCUGCCAUGCUUUGGCUACUGUACUCAUUUCUCAAGACAAAUGCAUUUCUCCUCGUCUCCAUCAACUCCUUUGGAUGCAUUAUUGAGGCAAUUUACAUCUUCUUCUACCUUCUUUACGCUUCAAAAAAGGCCAGGAUUCACACAAUAAAGCUAUUGGCUUCUUUGAAUAUAGGGCUAUUUUCUCUGAUAUUUCUACUUGCCCUCUUUGUUUUCAAUCAACAUCGCGUUGGUAUUGUGGGAUGGAUUUGUGUUGCGGUUUCUGUCUGCGUUUUCGCAGCACCCCUAAGCAUUGUGUUUCAAGUUGUUCGAACUCGCAGUGUUGAAUUCAUGCCAUUCGGCUUGUCAUUUUUCCUGACAGUGAGUGCCAUCACAUGGUUUGCUUAUGGUCUAUUUCUAAAGGAUAUAUGCAUUACUCUUCCGAACGUUAUCGGGUUCUUCUUGGGGCUGCUUCAGAUGCUAUUGUAUGGACUCUUUAGGAAUGCAAAACCAGUUAUGGAGGAGAAAAAUUUGCCCGAGCAUGUUAUAAACAUCAUGAUGUUAGGAAUUGAUUUCCAAAAAUGUGCGAGUAAGAAUGAAACAAGCCAAGACGAGGACAAGAAGGAUGUCGAAGAAGACGAUAACAUGGAAACUUGUGUGCCUUGUGAAUUAAAUGUUGAACCCUGCACCCAAGUGAAUUUGGAUACACCAGUACUUGUUAUCUGUGCGCCUUAACAAUCUCACAUUUGUUGUCAUCUAGAUUAUCGUCUCAAUACAUUUUUUGGCACGUCAGCACAUUACACAUUGAUGUCGCGCAUUUACUAAGAUAUGAAAAAUGUAACGACAUCACAUUCUUCA